Closterium sp. Naga37s-1 is the source of this 2640-nucleotide messenger RNA. NCBI's taxonomy places the organism in Eukaryota, Viridiplantae, Streptophyta, Zygnematophyceae, Desmidiales, Closteriaceae. The record is from the annotation of a GenBank genome assembly.
AUGCCAGCUGCAGAGUCGUCCAAUCCCGUUAUAGUCCUCCUUCCGGAUGGCUCUAUUCGUUUGUAUCACGAGCCGCUGCUGCAGGUUGCAGACGUUUUGAGAGGCUUCCCCUGCCAUUCUCUCGCGUCGCUCAACCAACCACUUACCAAAAAUAGCGCCGCUGAUCCUAUAGCAGCGGCGACACGCCCUGCAUCUGCAGCAGACAGCCAUUCCCGCCAAUCUGCCGCUGAUGUCACCCCACCGCCGGUCGCGGCAGCUGCGGCUACCGCAAGCAGUAGCGGCGGAUCCCCGGCUGCUGGAACAUCCGCGGGCCUCCUUUUCCCCGCCACCUCCGCGUCCAGACGUUUGCGGGAGCCUGGCGUUCCCGCGCCCCUUCCGCGGGAACAGUUUCUGCAGCCGGGCGGGACGUACGCGCUGUUCCGCCCUGCGGCUCUCGCGCGCGCUGCGUCGGCCACAUUCGCGGAAUCUUCCGUCGGUCGCAUCGCCGAUGCCGCGCCCACAGGUGGGGUUCCCGCCGCGGCAGCCCCCCCUACGUCCCUUCCCACGCAAGCUUCCGCCGCGCCCCUCAUCUCUCCGCGCGGCCUCAUCUCCGCCUCCUCGCGGAAGCUCGUCCGCGCGCUCACGGCACUGCCCCGCCCGCGCCUCUCGCGGAACAGCGAAGUCCGCGCAGCGGCGGACCGCAGAUUAUCCACGUUCCUCGCAGCCUACGACGGCAGUACCGGCGGCAACGGCGGGGGCGGCGGCGGCGGCGGCGACGGAGGAGGGGGAGCAGCAGGCGGAGGCGGCUGUUGCGACGGCGGCAGCAGCAGCUUUUCAGAGGGAGCGGGGCCGUGGUCACUAGUAGACUUUCUAUCUCCGACAGGCAAGCCGGCGGAGGGGAAGGUCAAGCGGGGAUUCGAGUUUCCCGCGCUUCGCGGGAAGGGCCGCGGCGAGCGCGAGGGCAACGAAGCGGCGGCGAACGCGGCGCUCGCCGCCGCCGCCUUCACGAGCGACUGGGCGAGCCAGAUGGCGGAGUUCAUUGGCGCGAGCUCCGCUUCUUCCGCUUCUUCCGCUUCUGUUACUAUUUCUGCUUCUUCACUGUUCAGCGCUAGUAGCGGCGCGGCGAGAAAUCAAGCGUUUAUUGCUGAGCGACAGCAAAGAGCCGACCUGGGAGUGCAGGAUCGCUGCAGCGCGCCGACUGCCACGGAGAAGGAGAACAGGGCCAGCAGCGUCGGUAGGCGGGGUGGCAGUGGCAGUGGCGGGGGAGCUAGCGGUGCGGGCGGGCAGGGGAGCGGGCCGUGGGGCGGGCGCCGGGCGUUUAGCGGACUGCUGCUGCCAGCAGUUGUGUCGGCCGGUGUGGCGGAGGAGGCGGUGAAUGGCACUGGGGUGAAUGGCACUGGGGAUGGCCGUGCUGCAACGCUUACUAGUGCAGGUGCGAGCAGUGCCGCGAUCGGUGGUGGUUCAUGGCAUGGUGGGAUGACUAGAAGCAGGAGCUCGACGAGCGUGAGAGAGAGCAACAGUUAUGGGAGUGAGGACUGGAGCGGCAGCGGCAGUGGCAAUGGCAGUGGCGGUGGCAGUGGCAGUGGCGGUGGCAACAGCAGCAGCAGCAGCGGCAGUUUUAACAUAUUUAGAAGCAACAGUAUGCGGAGCACUGUGACGAGCAACAGCAACGGUGGCAGCAGCGGCAGCGGCAGCGGCAGCGGCAGCAGCGGGAGGUUGCAGUCGGGAUCUCAGAGGUUAGCUCAGUUCAAGUCGCUGCGCCUGCAGGUGGCACGUCCCUCGGGUGCUGCUUUGAUGGGCGAGCACGGGGCAAGACUGGACACCGUGGGACCCAGAACCACAGGCUCGUGGAGUUCUGGCAAUGGCUGGGUGCCCAGCGCGAGUGAGAGGAGUGGAGAGAAGGCGAAUGUAGGGGCCCGGAUUGGAGGGGCUGGGGGCUGGCAGGCAGGGAGUUUCUCUACAGGCAGCAGCGGAGGAGGCGCAUCUGGGGUAGGCGUUACCAGUAGGGAUCGAGCGAGUGGGGAAGUUUUGAGUAGCAGCAGGCCUGGCGGCCGAGGGGCGCGUGAGGAAAGGGACGGGUUUCCAAGGUAUGCAGGGGAAAGGGGUGGAGCAGGGAGUGGCGAGGGUGAGAGAGCUGGUGAAGGUGCCACAAGGGGUGGGGCAUCCAGGGAAGGAACGCGUGCGAGGGAUGGCAUGAAGGACGGCAUGAGGGAUGGCAUGAGGUAUGGGAGGGCUGCUGCUGAUGGGUCUGGUGCUGUUGGGCAGACGUCGACUCUCAUAAGUCCGACGUCUCCUGGCGGUGGGUCGAGAUGGGUGAUGGAUUGGUUCUCCCCCAGAGUGCUCUCUGCGCCCUCCACUCCGCUACCACUGUUGCCACGACCUGCUGUUGUCACCCCUCCGUUAACCAUGCUACCAAGGGGAUCACCCACUGAGGCGUUUAAAGUGCCGCCUCUUGCGCCACCAGUGAGAGUGAUAUCCACUGCGUCCUCUACCACGAGCUCCAGCAUGUCACUUGCUUCCCCAGUCGCCGCUGCUCAAGUUUCUCCCAACUCGUUACAAACGGCCCCGGAUGCAGUGCAUGAUGACAUGGGGCCAAACCAACAGGGCUACAGCUCCUUCAAGGAUAAGCGAGUUCCAUCUGCUUUACUUGUUUUUCCGUAG